Molecule: messenger RNA, 1632 nt
Organism: Alternaria incomplexa
Lineage: Eukaryota; Fungi; Ascomycota; Dothideomycetes; Pleosporales; Pleosporaceae
Exons: 2
Coding region: 1-1632 (543 amino acids)
Source: RefSeq, a predicted model, not a curated record
AUGAGAAGCACUCACGCAAUGCCACCGAAGAAGAAGUCGGAAACGCCACCAAAGAAGCCAAAGACACCCAAGAAGAAGACACCCCCUCGCGAUGACGCCAACGAAGACAUACCAGCAGUACCAGAUGUGUCUCCCAAUCAGGAGGAAUCAGAGAAUGAAGAGGUGGAGAGAUUGCUCGCGGAGGCGCUAGAUGAAGGACUGCCAGACGAUUUGGAGGAGAACCUUAUCGAGUUUGCAGAAGAGGAAGGAGAAGGAGAAGACGUGCCAGAACAACCAGUAGAACCCGACGACGAUGGAGAUGAACGGAUGGAUGUGGAUGAGCCUCCUCCUUCGGGGGUGGUUGCAGAUGCACCGGCGGCUCCGAGUGGCCCUCGUCUUCGUCCUCGUCGUCCUGCAGGUGGUGCAGCCCCUCCAUCGCCUGCAGCUAAUCCACCCCCUGCAGCUAACCCGCCACCUACACCAGCUGAAGCUCUGCAAGAGAUGGCCGCCAUCACCGCGAACUGGGGCGCACAGUACCGUACCCUGAGAGACUGCAUACCAAAAGAACCAGACAGAACGUGGCUCAAAGGUAGUACCGAGAAACUGACGGAACAUACCUGCGAGUUCAAGACACUUCGCAAGUUCCGGGAACUGUCAGACCAGAGUCCAAAUGAUGGCCCCGCGAUGAUGCAACAGAUUGGCUGGCGCUGGGAAGAUAGAAAUAACUCCGGACGAGUAGGCCUGAAGAAGGAUGAGAAAGAGAAAAGACUACGUCAUGAUCUGAGGUUGAUAAUUAGUGGAGAGAGGUGGACGAAAGCAAAUGUACAGAAAAGCAAGAAGAAACGCGAGGAUAAUGAUGGAGGGGCGCCGGCGGCUAAGAGGUUGAGAUCCAGUCGGAACGACUCUCAGAGACCAUCGCAGGAUGACGAAGAUGACUCUAGCUCGGGUUCUGACUUUAUACCCCACGAUGGCCCAGCAGGCGGCGGUGGAAAGGCAACGGCAACCGCAGAGAAGAACGGAAAAGCACCAGCGACCGGACCGGCGAGCAACGCCGCGCAAGUCACAGAACGAACACCAGGACGACCAAUGACCAGGGCAACCAUGGCAAAUGCAGGGGGAGGGCCAUCGAUGAGGGAACUGGGGCGAGGUGUUCCUCUCUCCACACCAGGCACCACUAGACUUAGCGCCGCUGAAAUGCUAGCAAGGCAAUCGAGAGAUGACGAUGCUCCGCGUGGACAACCCAUGGUACGCCCUGGAGAUAGAGGAGCUCGCAGGAACUACCCCCUUGCUAACAAUCUAUCGUCAUUCUCACGCAACAUGCUACCCAUGCCCGGGCGUCGCGAUCCUCCGACACAGCUUGGAGGACAGCGCCCAUCGCUUGCUGGAAACAUGGUAGCACCGUCCGAUCUCAGAGUACUACUGCGGGCAGCUGAUCAUGAUGCCACACGCGCCGACGAACAGGCCGCGGCAGACAUGCACAGAUAUGAGCAUUCGGUACUGACGGCCGUAGAUAGGCAUCGCGAGGUUGAGCGUAUUCGAGGUAUGGUUGCACAGGAGGAGGGGGGUGCAGAAGGAGAGGGGCAUGGGAAGGAUGGGGACGAUGGAGAAGGAGGCGGACAGGACGAGGAGAAUGGGAAGAAGAAGAGGAGGUAG